Messenger RNA from Echinococcus granulosus, 213 nucleotides. RefSeq lists its product as hypothetical. The record is from RefSeq and is a predicted model, not a curated record. The coding region runs from base 1 to 213 and encodes 70 amino acids. NCBI's taxonomy places the organism in Eukaryota, Metazoa, Platyhelminthes, Cestoda, Cyclophyllidea, Taeniidae. The transcript is spliced from 2 exons.
AUGUGUGACGUGAAUGACAACGAAGCAUUUGGUUUGCAUCGAUAUCAAAUGGAAAAGUUCUGUGGGACAUCUUUUAAGCAAAUUGACACCGCCAUCCAUGCUUUAACAGAUGAUAAAUUAUCCACAGAUCACAAAUGUAGUCUUUGUCUUUUUCAAAUAUCUGCUAGUCUUACUCAUUUGACUAUAAAAGAAUUAACUACCAUCAUUGGCUAG